UAUGACCCUUAAUUUGGCUUUUGUAAAACUGACACUGACCAUAGUCAAAAUUAAAUUGGGAUUUACAAAGCAAAAAAAACAAAUGAAACUUAUCAGUGGCACUUCUGAUAUUCAGUAAGCAUCUUUGUAUGCGAACAUUAAUUUAUAUGCAAUUAAGAGUAAAAGAAGGGGUGAAUAUUUCACCCUAAAAUAAUAAAAAGAUAGCAAAUAAUAUAUCUAAAUAGAAUCUUGAUCUAUGUUCACAUUAGUUCAGGUUGAAUCUUUGCAGCAAGGGGGCGACAACAGAGCGCAGAGAUUUAUGAGUACUGUAGAAGAAGUGGUUCAUCCAAUCAGCGUCAUUCUCUUCAUCAACCGCGAAAAUUUACAUGGCAACUAGUGAUAGAUUCAUUUCUGCAAAUCGGUUCUUUUGAACAGUCUUUUGAACGAAUCAAAAAACGAUUCGGUGAUUAUUUGGUCCUUGACAUUCUGAAGUUGCACUAAAGUCUUAUCUAGGCACGCAAUGCUGUUUAUGAUGUUUUUUCGAGUAAGUUUAAUUAAUAAAGGUGUUUAUUGUAAUUUCGUGUCCAAGUUCAGUUUAAUUUAGCUUAUAAAAAUCAUUACAAUCUACAUUAAAAAAGCUUGACUUCCACAUUUUGAUGUAAUGCUGUUUAUUUAAAAAAAAAAACAAAUCGAGUCAUACAAUCAAAUCCAAUUUUCCAGUCCGUUUUAUUUGUAACAUUUCUGCUAUUCGGCUUUUUACUAAACUUAUUUUUCGUCCCAUAACUCAAAUCCUCUCUUCACUCCCGGUUUUGUAAUCCAUAGACAUAAUAAAAUGUCUAUGUUGUAAAUCGGUUCAGUCGAUUCAUUCAAAAGAUCCGAUUCGCAAGAACGAUCCAUUUACGAAUCGGACAGCGCAUAUAGCAACAACAGCAACAAUUUGACGUGAUUGUGGAGUUUGUUUGUGUCGCUUCAGUGAUUUUUAAUGAUUAAGUUUAGACAGUCGCAGUGAAAUGAUUAUGUAAUUGUUUUGAGUUCUAACCGUAGCGCCUUCAAUGUCAUGUUAAGUGAGCCAUGUGUUCAGUUAGGUUUAUGGUCAUGUAUAUGGAUGAGUCUGUGGAUGUGUAUUACGCAGACGGGCACAGACUUCAGCUCUCACCCUGCGGAUCUGAAUUCAUGAUAGAGAAACACUUGUCACCCUCUGCACACCCGCUACAGUCCAAAGAGAGAGUCAGACAGAGAACAAGAUUCGCCAUCAGCGAGUAUAAGGCAUUGGUGUUGAAUGCUUUGGCAUUCAGAAACAAGUAUGCAACUCAUCCAUAUUUGCCUGAAGAGCUCAUAACAGUGGAAUUCAACAAGUUCAGCAGUGCCAUAACUGAAGUGGAGUGGCCUGGGUCUGACUCUUGCACCACUGGGUCACAUGGAGAGAUCACAGUCUGCUCUGCAGAUGGACAUGCUGAACUGGUUCUUUCCUCUUCUGGAGAAGAGUUCACAGUGGAGUUUAUCUGUCGGUCCAGCCAAAAUGAAGAAGAGUCGCAAUAUUUGCAGCUUCAAGGUCACCAACACAAAAGUACGUGUUUAUUAAGUGGCUUGUCAUUAAAGGGUUUAAACCUCUCGGAAGCCUCAGCGGGUGCUCGGAUGAACCAUCCUGAGUCGGCCGGAAAAGCCCCCAAUAUGGAAAGACUGGAAUCAACAAGCUCGAAGUCUGAAAAGGUGCAUGUGUACACCAGAGUGAUCCAGCAGUAUUCCCGAGUGCUUUACCCACAGAUGUGGUGCCAUCCUCUGUCAUUGGCUGUCAAGCAUUGGGAAUCACAAAAAACUCAAAUAAAUACUGACAAUGAGCAAGACAUAAAAGGUCUAACAGACAGAGAAGAUCAACAAACAUCUCAAACAGGGCUGAAGACCCAUCUUCCCAAACCUUUGCCUUUAAAAUGUCCCUCUCCUCAUCAGCACAGGUGGAGAUAUAACGCUGUGAAUCCUGAUUUGCUGGAACACGACGAGGAAGUCACAGCUGAGCUGGUGAAAGUGGUCUGGUGCAAAGGCAUUAUAUACCGUAUAGUAGAUGGAGUGAUACCGAUGGUAGAGAUCUCACCUGGUGAUGGUUCAGUCAUCAGAUCCAAUGGAGUUCUAGCCAAUUACUUCACACAUUACAAAGCUGGAGCUGUUUACAGAGAUGCAGUGGAGUGUGUGUAUUACCUGUGUGGUCUCCCACCUGAUGUUCCGGGUCAGCUGUAUUCUGUCCAGUCUGUUGUCACACGGGCCAGCAGGAUUCUGAAAUGUUUCAUCCAGGCCAGAAGCUCCCUGAGGGCCCCGCUCUCUUUUUACUGCUGGAAGGAGCAGGCUGCGGUGUGUGAUCCUGUACGUGUAGUUCAGGAGGUGACAGUGGCAGGUACAGGAUAUUUCAAAGCGCUCUCAGACGGGACUGUCGAGGUCUUGUUCCUGGAUGGAGUUAGGGCUCAGAUGAUGUCGAAGACUGACACAUGUACACCUGCACAGUGUGGAGAAAUGGAGCAGAGACUCAGGACAGAAAGCAGACCAUCUCACAGGUGGUGCCAGCUCAAUCUGCCAGAUGGGCACCAAACUCUUGUCCAAAUUGAGACAGACAAAACUUUUCAAAGGUAUGUGUCCGCAGUAGUGCAGUGGUGUGACUGGGUAAAACAGACAGAACAGAGCAUGAGCGCAGUGGGUGCGGCUCUCUCAGACUCCACCCAUUCUGACACACCUCAGCCAAUAACAUGCAGGUCUGUUGUUUCAGAGCUGGAAAAGAUCAAGAGGUUUAACUUUUUGUUGGAGAACAGCCCUGUCCUGCGUUCUACAGCGAGAUCUUUGAGCUGUGAGCGUUCUCCUGAUCUGUCUGAGAUCAAUCUCACAGAGAACUGCAUCUCUGAGGCUCUGCAGAAAACCUCCAGAGCCAUACAGGACAUCGACGCACUCUUAUCGGACAGACCGUAGGCUUGUAUGCAGACACAUACAGUUCCAGAAGAGCUUCCCAAAAAUUGUCUGGUUUUAUGGAUCUUUUUCAGGGAAAUGAAAAUGAGGCUGUAUAGGACAAAUAUGGAUCUCAAUGAAAUUGUCAAGAACAUGUCUGGCUCAUAUUUUACCCCAAAAUCAAUUUUAUUGUAAAUGAAAUAAAAUAAAGCCUUUUUUUUUUUUUUUUUUUUAAAGAACUGUAAGCACAUUUACCUUCAAUUUCAAUUAUUCUAAUACUAAAAAAAUCUAUUAUUUUAUUACAUUUGAAGGAAUCUAUACAUUAUGGUAGUAUUUGUUGCCUUUAUAACUUUUAAGAAAAUAUGGAAAAAUGUGCAUAAUUGUUAUGAUAUUAAUGUCUCAAAGAAAAGGAGGCUUCAUUUUCAUGCAAAAUAUAAUUUAUAUUUUAUUUUAUAAUUUAUAUUAUAUAAUGUUAUUUUUCUUUAAUUUUGAGGUGAAAUGUAACCUAGAUAUGUUUUAGCAAGAUUCACCCCUUAAAGGGAUAGUUCACCCAAAAAUAAAAAUUAUCCCAUGAUUUACUCACCCUCAAACACAAUCAGAGUUAUAUUAAAAAAUAUCCUGGCUCUUCCAAGCUUUAUAAUGGUAGUGAAUGGCACCAUAUUUUUUUUUUUUGAAGCCC
Messenger RNA from Ctenopharyngodon idella (grass carp), 3583 nucleotides. It is a transcript of the gene c5h5orf34, whose product is annotated as chromosome 5 C5orf34 homolog. Lineage: Eukaryota; Metazoa; Chordata; Actinopteri; Cypriniformes; Xenocyprididae. The record is from RefSeq and is a predicted model, not a curated record. Bases 1051 to 2928 code for a protein of 625 amino acids. The transcript is spliced from 12 exons.